AUGACUAGGUCAUCAAAUUACCAAUCAAAGAUAGAAUCUGUUUCGGAUACUUGGAGUGUCUACAUUAUUUACAACGAAAAAAAGUCAAAGGUUUUCGUUGGAACCACCCGAGAUUUUAAGGACCGACUUAAAAAACACAAUACUCUCGAAACUGAAGUUUGGUUUCCGGUCUUUGCCAUUACAGGAUUCCAUAAUAACAAGGAAGCACUAGAUUUUGAGGCGAACGUAAGAGCUUUGGCCAGAAAAAGAGAAUUCACCGAAUAUGCAACAUUAUAUCCUGGUCAAUGCCCCCCAUUGGUAUUAAAGCGUGUCCUUGCAAUUAGAUGUUUGUUGUGCGAAUAUGAUUUUUGUUGGAGAGCCCCAAGAGGAAAAAAACGCCGUUAUGUGUUACAUUGGGGAAGUUUUAUGGUUAGAGACCAAAGACAAACAGAAACAUUGAAAAAUUGCCCUUGGUCAAGGAUUGGAAGAUUUGUAAAACAUAUGGAAUUGGAUUUAAGCGAAGAUUGUCCUCCCGCAUCUGAAAUCGAUUCUUCAAACGUUUCAGACACUUCUACGCCCGAACACAUCAGCAUUAGAAAGCGAAAAGCUGUCGACGAAGAUGUCGACAGCACCGAUCAAGAAGAAACAGACAGAAACGUUAAAGUUACUAAAUGCGAUAGUGAGGAUUCUUAA
Molecule: messenger RNA, 672 nt
Organism: Funneliformis geosporum
Lineage: Eukaryota; Fungi; Glomeromycota; Glomeromycetes; Glomerales; Glomeraceae
Source: the annotation of a GenBank genome assembly